Molecule: messenger RNA, 881 nt
Organism: Quercus robur (English oak)
Lineage: Eukaryota; Viridiplantae; Streptophyta; Magnoliopsida; Fagales; Fagaceae
Product: probable LRR receptor-like serine/threonine-protein kinase At1g56140
Exons: 4
Coding region: 150-725 (191 amino acids)
Source: RefSeq, a predicted model, not a curated record
CAUCAGCAAGUGAAAUUGGUUGAGUUUACAUUAUCUAAAAGCUUCAGUAUGGAUCUUUUAUUUUUGAAGUUUUAAUUUUCUAUCAUGACGAGUGCAAUCAUAAUGAUUCCACAGAUGCAGACUUUUCAAUCAACUGUGGUGGCCCAGAGAUGCAUGCUGAGGGUAUAGUGUACGAGGCUGAAAACUCAGCAUCCUGUGGUGCAAUAUCGUAUUAUGUAACAGGUACAGAAAAAUGGGCAGUCAGCAAUGUGGGGUCGUUUGAAAAUGAUAGUUAUGUUCAAAACACUUCGGCACAAGUCAUUGCAACUAACACCCCAGAACUUUACCAAACUUCAAGGAUGUCCCCAGGAUCACUUAGAUACUAUGGCCUAGGUCUUGUUAAUGGUCUUUAUAAUGUCAACUUGUUUUUUGCGGAAACUGGUUUUGAAGAUCAAAGCUCUCAAACUUGGAAGAGUCGAGCGAGGCAUGUAUUCGAUAUCUACAUUCAGGGUAGUCUAGAAUGGAAGGACUUUGACAUAUCAAAGGAGGCAGGUGGCGUUGAGAGAGCACUCCAGACGAAUUUUACGGCUAAUGUGUCACAGAAUUAUCUUGCAAUUCAUCUAUUUUGGGCUGGUAAGGGCACUUGUUGCAUACCUGUACAAGGUUAUUAUGGGCCACUAAUUUCAGCCAUUCAUGUUGUUUCAGAUUUUGUAUCUAAUGUUACAGGGAUUCCACCAAGCAAUUGAGGAAAGAAAAGCAGGUUGGGUUUGAUUGUAGGAAUUGCAGUCCCUGUUGGAGUCGUGAGCUUGAUUUUCAUAUUUUCAGUUUUCUACAUGAAGAGAAAACCACAGCAUAAUAAUGAGGAUGAGCUUCUUGGAAUAGGCCCCGACCAAACACUUUCA